This is a messenger RNA of Epinephelus moara (kelp grouper), 7024 nucleotides long. RefSeq names its product CCN family member 1-like. Gene Ontology annotation, biological process: signal transduction. The transcript has 5 exons. Gene Ontology annotation, cellular component: extracellular region. The coding region runs from base 1076 to 2191 and encodes 371 amino acids. NCBI's taxonomy places the organism in Eukaryota, Metazoa, Chordata, Actinopteri, Perciformes, Serranidae. The record is from RefSeq and is a predicted model, not a curated record. Gene Ontology annotation, molecular function: protein binding.
UGUGGAUAGAAGAGGAUGCUUUUUAUCCUGGCAGCCAUUUCAAAGAAACCUUCAGUGUUCAUCCUGAGUGGAAUGUUGCUUCGGGCAUCUCUCAAGUUUGUGUCUCUUUCUUCUUGUCUUUUUUUCUCUCAUUCAGACUGAACAAAGGAUUCCUCGGGUUAAAGCAUCCCACAAGGCUCUUGUCUCCUUUCUUUUAAAGAUAUUUAAGUCAAACAAACUAAUCCAUCCACGCCCUCGUAGGUGGCUGACAGGAAUUUCAUCUGUGGCUUUUAACACCGGCGAGGUUAGAGAACACAAACACUGAUCACAGACAAAGUGCAGCAGUCUAAACACUGCUUCGACCAGGAUAGAAAUCCAGUUGGUCAUAGAAAUAUGUAGCUUCUCUUCAAUAUUUAUGUCAGAACUUGUGGUGCCCUGAUGUUGAAUACCUUGUGGGGCUGAUCUCACAUGAAUGAGGCUGAUAUUUCAGCCAUCAUAUUCUUUUUUUUGUCCCUUACAUAACCAUAUUUCACCAGUGGUCUGUCUAUUUUUCCUUCAAUGAGGUCAGAUCUUGUUGAGUUGGCAAACUACUACAUAAGUACAUGCAUAUAAAGGUAUGACGUGCAUAAUGUAUUUAGCAGCAAACAGUGUAAUGCAUUGCUUGAAUAGUUUCCAGUACAGACCAUGUAAUUGACUGCCUUUUAUUUGUAUUAUUUCAUCACAUAGAAAUAAUAAUUUCAGGAUCUGGUUUGCUUCAUGAUAGGAGAGUUACUUCAUGAUUACAGAACAGAUAUAAAAAUGAUAAUUACAUAAUUACACUGCCCUGAAAGAAUGGAAGUUAGACUGGGUGGUUCUUGGCUCGCUGAGUGAGAGGAGAGGAGGGGGGGGGACUUCUUAUGGGAGGACGCUUGGUGAAGCAUUCCUCUCAUAGUUUUGGGACACCUCUUCAGCCCGUGCAUACGUCAGAUCUGCUCGGGGUGUAUAAAAGGAGAUGGGGACUCUAAAAGAGGAAGAGCAAGCACUCGUCAACUCACUGCCAGGUCUGGUGUUUGAUAAAGAGAUUUCUUUUUUUACUUGAGAAAGACAACUUUUGAAGAUGUGGAAACUAUUUGUGAUCGUUGGAGUUACACUGGUGUCAGCCUCGUGCCCGAAGGAUUGUCGCUGUCCCCCUGACACCCCCAGAUGUGCAGCAGGAGUCGGUCUCAUGCUGGACGGCUGUGGAUGCUGUAAAGUUUGUGCGCGGCAGCUCUUUGAGGACUGCAGCAAGACUCAGCCAUGUGACCACACAAAGGGACUGGAGUGCAACUUUGGUGGGGGAUAUGACUCUGCAAAGGGCAUAUGUCGAGCCAAAUCAGAUGGAAGAACAUGUGAGUACAACAACAAAAUUUACCAGAACGGGGAAAUCUUCCGUCCAAACUGCAAACACCAGUGCACUUGCAUAGACGGUGCUGUCGGAUGUGUGUCCCUCUGCCCACAUGAGCUCAUGCUGCCCAAAGUGGGCUGUGCCAAGCCCAAGCGGGUUAAAGUAAAGGGACGGUGCUGCGAGCAACUUGUCUGCCCUGAGGAGGCAAAGACAGAGGGAGAUGUGGUGAAGAAACACAAAGGAAAGCAGGGCAAAGACAGACUGUAUGAAGACGACCUUACCAACAGGAAUGAGCUGGCUCCUGUGUGGGGGGGGCAGUCACAUUCUUUACCUGCUUUCAGGAGUCACCCAAUAGGCCACAUGUUGGUUAGAGGGGUCAAGUGUGUGUCUCACACCACAGCUUGGUUGCCGUGCUCCAAAUCCUGUGGUACUGGAGUGUCCACCAGGGUGACCAAUAGCAACUCCCAGUGCAAACUGGUGAAGGAGACUCGGAUCUGUGAAGUCCGCCCAUGCAACCAAAAGACCUUUACCAGAUUAAAGAAAGGCCAGAAAUGUAACAACAUAGAAAAGGCCAGCCGUCCAGUCAAACUGUCCUACGCAGGCUGCCGUAGCCUGAAAAAGUUCCAGCCGAGGUACUGUGGGUCCUGCUCAGAAGGCCGGUGCUGCAGGCCUCACCGAACGCAGACGUUACCUGUCAGGUUCCGAUGCAAAAAUGGAGAGACGGUGAGCAGGAUGGUGAUGAUGAUCGAGUCUUGCAAAUGUAACUUAAACUGCUCCGGCAGCAACAAAAAGAAUCCUGCUCGCCACAGGCUUCAUAAUGAUAUCCACAAACUGAAAAUGGAGAGAUAAAGGAAGACACCAUAAGUGCUAACUGAUAAAAACAUUUGCACUUGAACUGCAUUGGUUAUAAUUUUGCUUCGUGACAUUGGAGCCUUGUGGUUUGCUUCAUUUUGAAGCAAGUUUUUUAUAAUUACAUUUUUCAAAUUCUUAUUUUUAUAGUUGAAUAAAAACGUGUUCUCCACUUUUAUUUUUUUACACAUAUUCAACAUAUUUUAAACCUCCCUUGACGAGACAUGUCACAUGACAACAUGGAAGUGACGUAAAAACUAAGGCAGCUACUAAAUCCGUCAUUACACAUAUGUCGCCAUGUUUGUUGAUUUACUGUACAUUCUAUUUAUAAUUAAUAUUUCAUACUUCAUUUAGUGUAUUGUUAUAUCUAAUCAUGGGAUAUCAUACAAUAAUAUUUGUUUGACAUCCUCCACACCAGUGAUACUCAAUUUACAGCCCAUGGGCAAAAUCUGGCCCAUGAUAGGGUGCUGUGUGGCCCGUCGAGCAUUCAUUAUUCACAAUGAAAAUGAACUGAUUCAUACUGGGAAUUUGUUUUUUGUAUUUUGAAUGUAAAUAAGGCGCCAGAGUGCAUAAAAAAGGGCCAGCGGAGGACCCGAGAGGUCUGUGCUCAGCUCCGAAUGUUCUCUAAUCCUAGAAACACCACUGUGUAUACCUGACGUGUGCGGGACUGUUGGGACUGGAUUUGCCUUGUUUGAUAGUGUUAUCUGAUAAGGGCAAAGUGAGUUGAGUAUCCCUGCUCCACACUCAUUUGCUUUUGGAAACUGUUUUAAUAUGACUGAAGGCUGGACGUAUACUAUACUGUCUGUAAAUUGGCCAAUAACUGCAGAAUUGUCUAUUUUAUGUCUUGAUUUUUCUACAAAUAAACACAUAAAACAUUGCAUUUUCCCAAUUAUUUCACUUUUUAGGCAAAAGGCAAAGAGUGGGGCUCACAAUAAUAUCAAAAAAUUCUCAGUGGGGUCUGUUAGGAAUUGAGCUAUACUGUUUGAACUGCAUCUGGCUGACCCACUUCUAAGUAGACCUACAUGCCACUGAAUAGCUCAGGGAAUGAGUGUAAUGUAAACCUCGGAGUGGUUUCCCUGAUGUUGGACAGAUGCUGGGCACAAGCUGCAGAAUUUUGUUUGAUGAAAAAGUUAUAGGGUAAGAGAGAAUAAUCUUAACUUUCCACAGAGAUAUAAGACAUCUCUCAUGUGCGACCCUGAAUUUGGAAAUGUGUUGCUCUUAUAUUGAUUGCAACACGGCGAGUGUUAGCUGGAUAUAAUUCAACUCUUUUCCCUUCAGAAGUAAACAUGAUCAGUUGCAAAUUAAUGUUAAAUUGCCCAAUCUAAUCUGAAGUAUGACUUUGAAUGCAAAUCCUCCAUCCAACAAAGUUUGUACAUGAAUCAGACUACUGUAUGUGACCUUCAGAUAACCCCUUUUACACGUGCAACAGUGAAGCCUUUGUUUGUUUUUGAUCAUUCGUCCACUAAUCUAGCAUUUGUAAAAUAAAUAAGUCAAUAAAAAGCAAAAAGACAAAUAGGUCAUCCAACUCAUUUGAGUCUAAUAAGCACAUAAGCUCAGGGUGUGUCCAUCACGCUGCUGAAUCUUGACACCAAACAAACGCCAGAAGUCACAUGUGAGCUUAUUCCCAAAGCAAAUUCCCAAAGUGUGAUCAACAGUAUUACGUAAAGGGGCAAGACCAAGAGAGCGAGAACGAGAGCAAAGGAAAAACAGGAGUUCUGACGCACGCAGACAUGAAAUGGUUCCAUCCCCUGACGGAGAACACAACAAUAGAGCUUUGUCUGUGAGAACUUGAGAGGAGAACUGCUCGCUCGGGGGAAUACGUCCACUGCAAGAACACACUCGGGUCUGGUAGUUUAUUACCAUAGAUACAACAACAACAGCAGGAAGAACAUGAAGAAGGACAAACAGAGUUCGGUUUUUAGUUCAGUCAUGCUGCAGCAGAUACCUGCGUUCUUGUGUGUGCUUCUCCACCUCAGUUAUAUAAAAGCUUCAAAAGCAUGAGGGCGAACCGGCAGCAGCAGUUUCAAGUGGUUUGGAAAGGUCCCAGUGUUGCAUGUAUCUCAGUAAUUAUUUUUGCAGCCCUAAAGGGAUGAGCUUCAAAACUGACAGCUCAACAACUGAUUUUCUGCAUCAUUCAUCUCAGUCCAGGCGACAAUCAGAACAUAAACACACCAAGUACACAUCACACGGUUUCUAUGAUUACUACAAAACAGACACAAGUUUGUUCUUAGAAUCAGCAGGAUAAAGGGGAAAUAAGCAUUCUGAGUGCCAAGACUCUGAAUUUCCCAAAUUAUGAGUCAGACAAAGUAGUUAAAGUUUUGAUGGUUUAAUGGGGAGCAAAGUUGAAGCUUGUUUCAUGUUGGAAAACAUGGCUUAACCACUGGUAAAGUUAGCAGGGACAUAUGCCAGAGGUGGGACCAUGUCUUGUUUUGCAAGAGGUCACAGGUGAGUCUAAGGCCCAAUCCCAUUUCUACCCCUUAAAUCUUCCACUUGAUAUUGAGUGCCCUUGUUUGCGAGAUAACCCUUGAUUAGGGAAGUUAGAAAUAUUAGGGUAGAGAUCUUUACCUAAGAAAUGAGACACCACAUCAUGCAAAUCGGCGUGGCCAACGUGCAGGCAUACGUCACGCGUAGUAGUGGCACAAGACACUGGAAGUCAUUUAGGUUUGAAAACACACCUUAUCUGUCUUAUGAAUCAACAGAGAAGAAAUGCUGAAAACAGGAGGCGCCUACGACGUCUUCUAGUUCUGAUCGAUUUUGUUCGGGUAAGUCAAUUUGUUUAAAUAUUUUUUCUCAAGUUGCUGAUGAGUUGAUGCUAGUCCAACCAUCUGUUGUUUGUAUAGCCUACAUUUUCCAAAACUUGCCGCAGUUGCUGACUUCGCAUGGUGUUGUGGGAAAUGUCAUCUUCCACCUCGUUGUAAGUGUGGGUCGGGGCUCCCUUGGAAUCUAGGGCGGGUUUUAAGUGUUGGAAACCACUUCCACUACCUCAGUUCUAUUUUGGGACACCACUAGCCUAAACGUGAACACGCACAACCAAGUGCAAGUGGGUGUUUCUAGGGGAAGUGUGGGUAUUGGGACAGGCCUGAAGUCUUUGCACUCAAGUCUCAAGCCCUAAACUUUGAGUUCUGAGUCCUAACCAAGUCAUGAUGCACUCUUCACCAAAUGUAAUUAGAACGGAUGUGAUUGAACCCAAACGCAGCACUCAGUGACAGUUGGUAAAGACCUUUACUUAAAGCACAGAAUAAACAGAAACUUGAGCCGCCGAAGAUAUUCAAUUAAUAGUUCAUUCUUCGGGCUCAAAGCCCGCACACAGUCUCUGGGUUCAGGGGCAGACAGGUCGGUGAAUGGUGGACACACACAUAAGGCAGGAAACUCAGAGCAACCGCAUCAACCCCGACUCAUGAAUUCAAGAUGGCUGCCGGUCACAUACAUAUUGAGUAAACACUCUGCUAAAGUACUGUUUAUAGCAAUUUUAUCUUAUUUGUUUUACAUUAGGUCAGCCUCAUCUGCAGCGUUCAUCAGUUCGAGUGCAUGAUGUUUCUGAAGCUGUCUAUACUCCGAAAGUGCAAGGGAAACAAAGGCUUUAUUGCGGGCGUCCAUGUUUUUAUCCGACUUGUCCACCGUUGUCAACUAGAAUGCAAAAACUGUUGUCAACCCGGAGGUGACGUCAUUCCCACUUCCGACCUCUGAGUACAAAAUGAAAGCACCAUGAGCUUCAGAGUCGCUAAGGUGACCUGUGAGUCAUUGACCCAUUCGGCCAUCUUGUGGCAACAACUCACAGGUGACCUUAACGACUCUGAAGCUCAGAGUUCACGUGACCUCAACGACUGUAAAGGCCAGUUCAAACCAAGGAUUCCAGACCUUGGUUCCAGAUGCAACAAAACGGUUUCAGGAUGUUGCAGAGAAAAGUUGCAGUGGUCUGAAUGACUCAGUUGCAUAUCUGCUCAGGUCGGCUCAUGCAGUUGCAAGGGAUUCAACCUUUUCAAUCGUUUGUCGCAAACUGUCUCGAACCUUGUAACCAAUCAGCAGCAAGCUCGUGCUUUCUUUUUGUAGAGCUGGGUACCAAUGUGGGCUGUACGUGAAUUUAAUCAAGACCGUAAUAAUAAUAAUAAGCUCCGACGUUCUUGGCUCUUAUCGUUACUUUUUAAAGUUUUGGAUUCAUGUAUCAUCAUGCUGCAGCCUCUCUCCUGCUCUCUGCAUGUCAGGGCUGACCUCCUCCUCACAGCACACACACACCCUAAAAAUGCGGCCCCUUGUCAUUUUCUGGUUUUAAAAUCCGGCCCAGUUGAGUUUGUAAUUGAAUAGACCUGCCUUAGGGUAUCCAACCACAGACGGUCGCAUACAAGAAGAGUUGUGCUCUGCUGAUGCAUCCAUGUGCUCUCUGGGGUUUGUUGUCCUGUUCAGCUUCACGUGCCGUUGUAACGUACCCGUUGCUGUAGAGACGACAGCGGUUUCAGUGAUGUCGCUAGUCUCACCUCGGUGCCUUGGUGUAAACUGUACUGUUGCAAGGCCAUGUAGUUGCAAAUGGGUUCAUGUAGUUGCAAGUCAUUGCAAGACGAAUCUUUGGUCUGAAGGCUGCUUCAGGCCUCCGACUCCACACCAGUCCGGUACAACUGAAGAAGCCUCUUGGAUGAGAGGCGAAACAUCUUCAGGAAACUCAAGCAAGUCCAUUUGCCUACGAUAUAGCACUCAAGAUUACCACAAACUGGAUGAAUGAGAAACAGACAUUUUUUCAAGUUGAGUUUCAAGUCAACAAAUUUGUGUCCCGAGUCUGACUCAAGUCCAAGUCAAGGGACUUAAGUCUACAUUUCUGACAUAAGCACCGUAACAUAACUC